Molecule: messenger RNA, 967 nt
Organism: Aplosporella prunicola CBS 121167
Lineage: Eukaryota; Fungi; Ascomycota; Dothideomycetes; Botryosphaeriales; Aplosporellaceae
Exons: 1
Coding region: 342-572 (76 amino acids)
Source: RefSeq, a predicted model, not a curated record
GGCGGGGGGUUAUGUAUGUAAGUGAGUGGGUGGCAGGCAUGUGCAAAGUAAAUUCUUCACCGCCGCUUUUGCUUUUUUAUUUCGUUGCCUCCCUGCUUCUGCGUUUCUUGUUCUUUUCCUUUUUUUUCUUCCGAUGAAGGAGGGGGAGGGGCCGGUCGCAACGCAACGCGACGGGGUUGCCUCCGCUGGCGUGGUACGGGGGAUGCAGGGUUGCAUAUCUUAUGUAUGUAUGUAUGUAUGUAUGUAUGUAUGUGUGCGCGCGCGCGUAAAAAUGGGUGCGUGGUGAGUGAGUGAGUGAGUGAGUGAGUGAGAGUGAUGGUGGAUAGGUAUGUAGGUAGUGGAUGGAGGAGAGACAGCCCGCCAGCCCGCCUCGCACAACACCACACACGCAACACGCCCUCGCAGCGCAAGUACCCGGCACAGCACGCGCGGGCAGCGCACUCAGCCACUCGGGCAGCUUCGCCGGCAGGCAGGCAGGCAAGCAGGCACCCGACAAAAACAACAACGACAACGGCAACGAUUUGCGGCUGAAGGAAGGAAGCUGCAGGACGGCGAGCCAGCCAGCCAGCUAAGCCCCUUCGCUUCGCUUCGCGGCCUUCUGCCCCUUCCCCCUUCCCCUUUGCCUACCUACCUAGGUCCUGUACCCAUGGACGCUAGGUACGCUGCCUUUCUGCUCGGUUGCAGCCAUGGGCGACGGGGCCAGGAAGGCAAGAAGGGGGAGGCGGUGCAGCCGGCCGGGGGCAGCAGCUCGGCAGACAGGCAGGCACGCUACAAUACACGCAAGCUGCAGGGAACAGGGGAGUUGUGUUGGUCGCGAGCGAGCGGGCGUGCCUUUUGUCAAUAUACAAUAUACGGGGAAUGAGGUCAACGGAUGAGUUGAAUGAAUUGAAUGAACGGCUGCUGCCGUCGCCCCCUUCUCUUCCUCUUCCGUUUCGUUAUUUUGGUCUGGUCUCGACACGGCUCGUCG